Molecule: messenger RNA, 1818 nt
Organism: Quercus robur (English oak)
Lineage: Eukaryota; Viridiplantae; Streptophyta; Magnoliopsida; Fagales; Fagaceae
Product: WAT1-related protein At1g68170-like
Exons: 7
Coding region: 318-1547 (409 amino acids)
Cellular component (GO): plasma membrane
Molecular function (GO): transmembrane transporter activity
Source: RefSeq, a predicted model, not a curated record
AACAGCUCUCACUCUCUCUCUCUCUCUCUCUCUCUCUCUAUUCAAAACACAACUACCCCACGAGUCAUUCGCUCCCUUCUGUUAAUUUCAUUUUUGUUUUAUUUUUUAUUUUUAUGAUAUAUUCCAAGUUUCUGAAAUAUUCAAAAUAAACAAGUAGGUUGAUUUGUGCAUUGAGUAUAGGACCUUUUUUGUUGUUGUUAAUAUUCAAAACAAACAAGAAAGAAAAGGAUUGCCUCUUGAUUGAAUGAUUGAUUGUCUUGUUCUACCUGAAGAUUGUUUAAUUUUAGUAGAAUUAGUGGGCGGCAACAGUGACGGUGAUGGAAAGUGCGUGUAAUGUAUUGCAUGGGUUGAAGCCGACCAUUUUAAUGGUGGUGGUCCAGUUUGCAUUUGCUGGGGUCAAUGUGUUCUACAAGCUUGCCGUAAAUGAUGGAAUGAACCUGAGGGUUAUUGUAGCUUAUCGCUUCCUUUUCGCAUCAGCUUUUAUUGCUCCUCUCGCCUAUGUUCUUGAAAGGAAAAGCAGACCAAAGUUGACACGGGCAGUACUCUUCCAAUCAUUUCUUUGUGGCCUAUUUGGGGGAUCAUUAGCUCAAAAUUUAUAUAUUGAGAGCCUAGCCUUGACAUCUGCAACAUUUGCGUCAGCCAUAGCUAAUCUUGUUCCUGCCGUCACCUUAAUUUUGGCAGUCCCAUUUGGGUUGGAGAAGCUAAAUCUGGGAACAAUAGAAGGAAAGGCUAAAGUGAUGGGAACAUUAAUGGGAAUAGGUGGGGCGAUGCUGCUUACUUUCUAUAAAGGCGCAGAAAUUGACAUUUGGUCUACUCAUACGAACCUUUUGCAUCACUCUCAACAUGGUCAGAAUGGACACUUGGCAACUGAUUCUAGUAAUCGCCUUUUGGGCUGUAUUUUCGCUGUAGGAAGUUGUAUGUCGUACGCCCUCUGGUUAAUCAUUCAGGCUAAAAUGAGUGAGAGAUAUCCAUCAUAUUACUCCGGCACAGCUUUGAUGAGUAUAAUGGGAACAAUCCAAGCGUUUGUUUUUGCCCUAUGCAUGGAGAGGGAUUGGAGUCAGUGGAAGUUGGGUUGGAAUAUUAGGCUGCUUACAGUGUCCUAUUCGGGAAUUGUGGCUUCUGGACUCAUGGUAACAUUCAUUGCAUUGUGCGUGCACAUGAGAGGCCCUUUAUUUGUCUCUGUCUUCAACCCUCUAAUGCUUAUUUUAGUUGCCAUUAUGGGGUCUCUAAUACUAGACGAAAAGUUGCACAUUGGAAGCAUUAUAGGAGCCACGUUGAUUGUAUGCGGGUUAUACGUGGUGCUGUGGGGUAAAGGCAGGGAGAUGAAGAAGAUAACUCAACUAGCACCCUCAGAAUGCUCCCCAGAAUCUGACUUGACCCAUAUUGUUAUUACGUCUCCUAUGGAUGGCGACAAUAACAACAACAGUGCAAGCGUUAAAAUCAAUGGCCUUUCAACCCCUAUUGCUUCUGUAGAUGACAGCACAUUUGAAAAAGGACAUGAAGAAAGUCAUGAGCAAAAAGAGGAAAAGAAAAAUAGUACUCUUUGAAGCUCUAAAUACAAUGCAGAAAGCAAAUCUUUUGUUCCAAUUGCCCAAUCUUCACGGUGAUUUUGAUAGAUUUGGAAGUGGAACACACAGAUUAAUCUUGACUGUGUGUGAUUUUGAUAGGAUUAGAGGUGUAAGACAUGAAUUGAAGCCCACAUAAUUCUUAGAGUAACUUCAUUGUGAAGUUCUUGUAGUUUUAUUCAUCCAUUUUGAAAUUAGUAAAUUAGAAUUUUCCAGGUCAUCCACAUCUAAUUUUGACCAUCACAAUUUUUGU